ACCAUGUGGGGCACACGGCUCGUGCUGCUGGUGCUGCUGCUGGCUUCCUGCAGUGAUCUUGCGGUGGCCCUGCAGUGCUACAGCUGCCCAGAGCCCACAGGGGUGGCCAGCUGUGUCACCAUCACCACCUGCAGUGCCAACGAGACCGUGUGCAAGACGACACUCUACUCCCUGGAGCUGGUGUACCCCUUCCUGGGGGACUCCACCGUGACCAAGUCCUGCGCCAGCAAGUGCGUGCCCUCGGACGUGGACGGCAUCGGCCUGACGCGGCCUGUGUUGUGCUGUAACACCGAGCUGUGCAAUGGGGCGCCCGCCCUGGGCGGCCUGGCUGGCCUGGUCCUCGCCCUCUCCACCCUCCUGAGCCUGCGACUCUAGAGCCGCCCGCCCCCCCCCCAGUGUCUUGAAGAAGCCCCGCCCACCUGCA
Molecule: messenger RNA, 424 nt
Organism: Artibeus jamaicensis (Jamaican fruit-eating bat)
Lineage: Eukaryota; Metazoa; Chordata; Mammalia; Chiroptera; Phyllostomidae
Product: ly6/PLAUR domain-containing protein 2-like
Exons: 3
Coding region: 4-375 (123 amino acids)
Molecular function (GO): acetylcholine receptor inhibitor activity
Source: RefSeq, a predicted model, not a curated record